This is a messenger RNA of Bombyx mandarina (wild silkworm), 1493 nucleotides long. Its product is annotated as ommochrome-binding protein. The record is from RefSeq and is a predicted model, not a curated record. Lineage: Eukaryota; Metazoa; Arthropoda; Insecta; Lepidoptera; Bombycidae.
CAUACGUCGAGCUAUACGUCAGGUGGACACACGCGCUGUGAACGAGGAAAAAAAAUAUAAACAAAAUUGGAGCAACAUGAUAUUAAUAACGAUCUUACUGAUUUCUUCGGUAUCAUCCAUUGACGUCGAAGUCAGCGUGCAAUGUACGACGUGCGUGCUCGUAAAUAAAACGUGUUACAACGCUACUUAUCUACUAGACCUAGAUGCGCCCUUCAGAAAUAACAUCGUCAUCACCAAAAUUGGUAUAUUAAGGUCUGAGAAUGUUCUGUUCUACAGUUUCGAGCCGAGAAUAGAAGAUCUCGAGUAUUACAAAAUUGGGUUCGUUAACUUGGACGCGCCCGAGAAAACGGGUGUGAUCAAUAGCCCAAACUACGUAAUGAACUUCGGUAGUUUUGAUAUCGAUCAAGACAGAUCCUUGGUUUACUUGGGCGGUAAUGACGGAAUAUUUGUAUUGGACACGGGCUCCAGUCAACUCCUCCCUUAUAGCAGUCGCGGGGAUCCGAUCGAGAGCAUAUUCUACAAAAACAACGUUUACUUCGUCAGAUACAACGACAGAGGCAUCGUUGUAAAGAAAGGCGAUUACUUUAAGACCAUUCUAGAAUAUGUGCCGGUAAACAAGUUUGUUAUCCACAAAACUGACAUAAUAGUUUUCAUGAAUAGUUUCGGUUUGUUUGUUGGCAGGGACAAGACUGUCUAUCGUGUAUCCAAGAAUCCUUUUUUCAGAGGUCUGACUGUUGAUCUAGAUGGCGAAGUAUACGCAUGGUGGAUCGAUGGAAUAUACAAGGUGAUAGUCAAAUGGAAUCUAGUGGAUUCUAAAGUUGUUAAAAUAGCACAUCUACCGUCUAUAGGAGCUAUGGCGUUUGAUAAUAAAAACAAUUUAUUAUUUACGUCAAAUAAAGCUCUUUAUAGAUUAGUAGAGACCACUUACAACUGUACACUGAAUUAAGUUUAGUUACUUGUUUUGUUUUAGUGCCAAUUAGAGAUUUUAUUGAUCCAUUUAAAUGUCACUUAAUCAAUAUUGUUAUGCGUUUAAUGACAAAAAUCUAUUUACGUUAAAGACUGUUAUUGUUUUAAUUUCAUACGAAACUAAUGUACUUUUGAGAAAUAAAUUGGAACAUAGGCAAACUCUUGAAGUCGCUUGUUGAGGGCUGAAUAGUUGUCGUCGCCACUUUUAACAGUCAGCGAUAUAGUGCAUCAGUAAUUUUCGUGUCAAGUUAUUCAGACACUUCAUCAAUCUAUCUGCGCGUUACAGUUGUUCAAUUAAUUGGAAAAUCAAUGCUAUCAAUAUUGGAAUAUCUGUCGGUAGUGCGAAAGUAUUCAAUUAAUAUAGAAACAUCGUCAGCGGCAGGUGUGCGCGCUGGUCGAUAUAAAUCAUCAAAAAGUUGGCGGAAUCGGAGGUACCGAUUCAUUAAAAACUUCGACGUAUCUUUAUUGAUGAUACUAAAUUUGAUAUCACUACGUAGUAUAAAACAAAGUCGCUUUCUCUGUCCCUA